AUGUGCGUGUACAGCCGCCUCACCAAACCUCCUCCUCCGCCCGCAGACGCCCCCCUGUGCGUGGAGGCGGCGACGGUGGUGGGCGCGGGCGUGGGCGAGCGCACCAACAUCACCUGCCGCGUGGACGCCGACCCGCCGCUCGUCACCUUCAGCUGGACCUUCCGCAGCGCCGCCAACCGCCUGCGGCCGCGCCAGAUCAGCCCCGGCGAGUUCAGCACCGACGGCCUGACCAGCACCCUCUCCUACCGGCCCCUGAGCCAGCGGGACUUCGGCGAGCUCUCCUGCCACGCUGAGAACACCCUGGGCUCCAUGCGGGAACCCUGCUCCUUCUCACUCGUCACCGCAGGUCCGCCAGAGAAGGUCAUCAACUGCUCAGUGUCGAACGUGACCGUGUUGGGCGCGACCGUCACGUGCCUUCCCGGCUUCAACGGCGGCCUCGCGCAGCGGUUCAGGCACGAGAUACAUCUUGCAAGCAAUAUCUUGCAAGCAAACCAGAUCCCCACAAUUACGCACACUUAA
Messenger RNA from Penaeus vannamei (Pacific white shrimp), 519 nucleotides. The record is from RefSeq and is a predicted model, not a curated record. Lineage: Eukaryota; Metazoa; Arthropoda; Malacostraca; Decapoda; Penaeidae.